Megalobrama amblycephala (Wuchang bream) is the source of this 1618-nucleotide messenger RNA. It is a transcript of the gene clic3, whose product is annotated as chloride intracellular channel 3. The transcript is spliced from 6 exons. The record is from RefSeq and is a predicted model, not a curated record. NCBI's taxonomy places the organism in Eukaryota, Metazoa, Chordata, Actinopteri, Cypriniformes, Xenocyprididae. The coding region runs from base 402 to 1121 and encodes 239 amino acids.
GGACAGCACUGAGCAGUUUAGAGAGAAACUCACAAUGACUAAAGCAGAAGAGAAUGAAGGAAGAUACAGGUUGGACAGGUUCGGCCAGUGGGCUGGUAUUCUGAACACUCAAGACCAGUGGGGUGUGGUAGGAGUUUGGGUUCUAAAAGGAAAUGAUAGAAACUGCGGUUGGGAGAGGAAGAAGGAAAGGUGCUGUAGUUAGUGCCAUCGAUACAGUUGAAUUUUUCAGAGAUUAAAGGAGGAGACGGAUACAUCCAAGUGUGAACUCGUGAGGUGAAGUGGAUUCUAUAAGUAGACCCUGAGGUGGACUGAUGUAAACUGACCUCAUUCUCCUGAACCAGAGAGAGAUCCUGGGCAACUGAGACACCGCAGAAAGAGGAGGAGGUAGAGGAGGACCAGAGAUGGCUGAAGCAGCAAAGAUUGAACUUUUUGUCAAGGCAAGCGAUGAUGGUGAAAGUGUUGGUAACUGCCCUUUUUGUCAGCGGCUCUUCAUGAUACUCUGGCUGAAGGGGGUCAAUUUCACCCUCACCACAGUGGACAUGAAGAGAGCUCCAGAGGUAUUAAAGGACCUGGCUCCAGGUUCUCAGCCCCCUUUCCUCAUCUAUAAUGGAGAGGUCCGUACUGACACCAACAAGAUCGAAGAGUUUCUGGAAGAGACCCUUGCUCCCCCACACUAUCCCAAGUUAUGCUGCCGCUAUAAGGAGUCUAACAUGGCUGGAGAUGACAUCUUUCACAAAUUCUCGGCUUACAUUAAAAAUCCCAAUCCUGGACUCAAUGACAUGCUGGAGAAGAAAUUUCUAAGGAGUUUGAUGAAGUUGGAUCAGUACCUGUUGACUCCCCUUCCUUAUGAAUUGGACCAGAAUCCAGAUUCAGCCCAAUCCACAAGGCAUUACCUGGACGGAAAUUCACUCUGUCUUGCUGACUGCAACCUGCUUCCAAAAUUGCACAUUGUCAAGGUAGUUUGCAAGAAGUACCGUGGUUUUGAGAUCCCUAGAGAGCUUAAAGGCCUGACAAAGUACUUGGACAAAGCAUACAAGGAAGAUGUGUUCCACCUCACCUGCCCCAAAGACAAGGAGAUCCUGCUUGCCUACCAUUCAGUGGCCAAAUAUCUCAACAAGUAGAACUGGACUUCUAAAGGGGAGGAGGACAAAAGAUUGUGUGGAAUUUAUUGUAAAUUUGUUUUAUAUAUAUGUUAAAUGCCCCAAAACUGCCUUUGUAUUCAAUUGUAUUCUUAAUGGGAAUUUUAAAUAAUCCGAAUAUAUUGGUGGAGGUUGUUUUCGUUCAUUUUUCAUUUAAAAACCACAAUUGUGAAUAUCAGAUGCCUGCCUUGCUUGUUCCUGCCAUUUUGUUUUCAUAUUUAAAUGUCACUUUUGAGUGUGGUUUUGAUGGAUUACUUUUGUUUGAUAGCCACUCAUUUAAAAACAUCUGUGAAAGUUGUUUUUGAAGGUCAUGUGAAAUGAGACAUGUAAUUGGUCUGAAAUUCUACCCCAUGAGAAAAAAUACAAAGCACUAGACAACUUUUACAAUGAUGUUAUUGAUCUCAAACAUUAAUGUUUGUAAGGAACGUCCAGUAUGCAUAAAACGGCUUGCAAACAAAUAAAAUUCUUAUGGAAGAACA